This is a messenger RNA of Plasmodium gonderi, 2118 nucleotides long. Its product is annotated as mitogen-activated protein kinase 1. The coding region runs from base 1 to 2118 and encodes 705 amino acids. Gene Ontology annotation, molecular function: MAP kinase activity; ATP binding. The transcript has a single exon. The record is from RefSeq and is a predicted model, not a curated record. Gene Ontology annotation, biological process: intracellular signal transduction; protein phosphorylation. NCBI's taxonomy places the organism in Eukaryota, Apicomplexa, Aconoidasida, Haemosporida, Plasmodiidae. Gene Ontology annotation, cellular component: nucleus; cytoplasm.
AUGGCAAAGGAUGAGCAAAAGAAUAAAGAGGAACAAGUAGACGAAAGUGUGUUAAAAAAAUAUGACAUCGUCCGAAAAAUAGGAAAGGGAGCAUAUGGUAUAGUGUACAAAGCUAAAUGUAAAAAGAAUAAAAAAAUGGUAGCAGUAAAAAAAAUAUUUGGUGCUUUCCAGAAUUCAACAGAUGCUCAAAGAACAUUUCGUGAAAUUAUGUUUCUUUAUCAACUAAAUGGACAUGAUAACAUUAUUAAAUUGAUGGAUGUGAUUAAAGCUAAAAAUGAUAAUGACAUAUACCUAGUGUUCGAUUAUAUGGAAACUGAUUUACAUGAAGUGAUAAGAGCAGAUUUACUGGAGGAAAUACAUAAAAAAUAUAUUAUAUAUCAAUUAUUAAGAGCAUUAAAGUAUAUUCACUCUGGAUAUUUACUACAUCGGGAUAUUAAACCAUCAAAUAUUUUACUCAAUUCAGAAUGUCAUAUAAAAGUUGGUGAUUUUGGAUUAGCUAGAAGUAUAUCUACAGAAGUAAAUGAAAAUAAAAUACCAGUCCUAACAGAUUAUGUUGCUACAAGGUGGUAUAGAGCUCCUGAAAUUUUAUUGGGAAGUACUAACUACACUGAAGGGGUUGAUAUGUGGUCUCUUGGAUGUAUCAUGGCUGAGCUACUAAUCGGAAAGCCAUUAUUUAGAGGAAAUUCUACCAUGAAUCAAUUAGAAAGAAUUAUUGAAAUUACUGGAAAACCAACAAAAAAAGACAUUGAAGAUAUUAAAUCCCCUUUUGCAGAAACCAUUAUAUCUUCAUUUGUUGAUAUAAAAAAAAAAAAAAUUUCUGAUAUUUUUCAUAAAGCUUCAGUAGAAUCCAUAGAUUUGCUUCAAAAAUUGUUACAAUUUAACCCAACCAAAAGAAUUAGUGCAGAAAAUGCACUUAAACACAAAUAUGUAGAACAAUUUCAUUCCAUUAUUGAUGAACCUGUGUGUAAGCACAUUAUAACCAUUCCUGUGGAUGACAGUACCAAGUACAAAGUUAACUUUUACAGAAAUAUCGUGUACUAUGACAUCAUGCGUAGAAAGAAAUACUACCCAAACCAACAAACUUUUGAAAAAAGCCCUCCUUCGAAGGGAACCCAAGCGAGAGAAGAGAGUCUUUAUAAGGAUGGCCAUGACGAGUGUGGCCAUGACGAGUUUGACCACCAUUGUGAUUAUAGUAAUUAUCCAAAGGAACCAAUUAACCCAGGGGUAAAUGCAAACAACGGAAUUUUGAUUCCAAACCAAGUGAAAAAUUGGGAGGGAGUGAUAUCACACCCCAGUGUGCAUAGCAAGGAGUGCGUGUCCAAUGUUGGAAGCACCCAAGGGAGAGAAGUAAGCAAGAGUGAACAAAAUGGAAAAUGCAACAGGAAGAAGGGAAAUGACAUACAUCCGGAAAGUGUGGUGGAACACGAUGAUAACUUAUCAAAGGUCUUGCACAGUAAAAAACCAGUGAAUUUUCAAACAAAGAAAAACUUUAAAACAAAUCAUGCAGAGGUAAUGAAAGCUGCUUAUGCAAAUGAGAAAUAUUAUUAUGAACAUGCAGGCGAUGGAAAAAUAAAUAAAGACUCAAAUUUUUUUUACUAUAAAGAGGUAAAAAAUGAGCUAAGGAAGAAGGACAGCUUGUCCAAUAAUGGAACAAUGGAGUGGAAUUUGAAGAGUUCGCCUUGCUCGAAAAAAAGCAACAAAUUCAGCACAUCGUAUUGUUCGAAGAAGAAUGAUAAUAAAUAUGUGAAUGCCAAGGAAAAAAAGGCAGCAUGGAGAAAUACCAUGUCAAGGAAUGAAGAACAAAAUGGUGAAAACAGGGUAGAGAGGAAGUUUGAAAACAAAAUUGUAAGUGAACAUGUGACAGUGUGUGGCGAUAAAAUUGUGAGAACUCAUUUGGCAAACGUGAAGGAUAUGAAUCAUGGAAAAUUGGAUAAUCACCGUUUGCUUUACAUUUCAGGGAACAGGAGGAACACCAUUAAGUACAAAAGGCGAGAAAAUAAAAUGGAAGGAGCGGAAGCAAAUAGUAGGGUUCACACGUCCUACUGUUAUGACUUGACAGGUAAGAAAAAAAAAAAAAAAAAAAGCUCGAAAAAUGAACAAAAAAUGAACAAAAAAUGA